Messenger RNA from Pogona vitticeps (central bearded dragon), 1349 nucleotides. The record is from RefSeq and is a predicted model, not a curated record. NCBI's taxonomy places the organism in Eukaryota, Metazoa, Chordata, Lepidosauria, Squamata, Agamidae.
GGUUUUGCAGUGACCCAGAAUCCAAAGGAAAGUGGGCCGCGCUCCCUGGCCAAGGGGGAAAAGGCUGGCGCAGCUGCAACCGCAGCCAGAGGCCUGGGUACCAGUGGGGAGAGGAUGCUGCUGCUGCUGCUAGGCUCUGAUUGGUGCAGAGGGAUGCCGGGAGUCCCCUCCUCCCAUCCUCCUUCGCUCCCAGGGAGGAUGCUCAGGGAUUAGGGAAGCCACCUCCUGGAGCAGCUGCUCCCUCCCUCCCUCCCCACCCCGACCCCUUUCUGACUGACACACACUCCUCUCUGAUGGAAGGGGUGCAGGCGAGAUGAAUGCUCCUGGGAUCCAUCGGGGUUACCUCCGCAAAUAUGUCCUUUGCAGGGGGCUUCCUCUUUAAGCAGUGGAAGGAGAAAUACCUCAUCCUCUCGCUGGACGGGAGCCUCCUCGUCUGCCCGGACGCCAACUCCCCGGCCGAGCUGGACCUUCCCCUGGCUGCCAGCUGUGAAGCCAUCCUGGAGGGCAGCGAGAUCGGCGACCUUCCCCGGCUGCCGCUGGGGGCCCAGAGGGACAGCUGCCUGGGGCUGGACCUUCGCGACGGGAAGAGCCUGCUGCUGCUCGCCUCCAGCAGCCAGGAAUGCAGACAAUGGCUCAAUAUCUUAAGAAAAGUUAAAGAGAGUGUCUCUCAGGGGUCUCCCUCCAGUUGCAAGCUCCAUAUCAACUCGCCAGUGAGAAAAUGUCACGGGAAAGGAGGAGGAGGGAAUGGCAGAGCAUCUCCUAAUGGCACAGAGAUACGAGAAGCUGCCUGUUCCCCGCAUUGCUUACGCCACGGAUCCCCGGCCCGCGCAGGAGUGAGGGCAGCUUGCGUCUUGAUGGGCGGUGCCGCUGCUGGCCCCACCAUGGGCUACAUGGUCACCUCGUCCACAGCGGGGCACCCUGUGGAAUCACACCCGCCAGACUUCAAGGAAUUGGGCUACCACCCGUCUGCCUGCAACUCCGAAUCUCAGUACGAAGCCCUGGAUUAUGAGGGGCUGGAUCAGGACUUCGAUAUGCUAGAUUUGGGAGGGUUUGCCUUUUAAGGUACAAGGUGGCAUCCCCCAAAUGGCAGCUCUAAAGGGCUUAAGUUGAGAAAAUGGCCGGCCUCUUUGCCUGGCAUCAUGCACCAUCCAUGGCAAGGAGACACUGCAUGGCAUGGUCUCUGGUACGUUGUCUUAAAAGGUUGGUGUUCAUGUUGUUGUUUGUCUGAUCCUAAUGUCUUUGUGAUCAAGAUAAUGGGAUAGGGUGUUACAUUCCAACUCGCCGGAGGGAUCCGAGAAGGGCAUGUGUUUCCUCCCUGUUCUCUGUGUUCUUCCUCCUUCUCUAUUAAA